CAAGGCGCGGUCACACUGCAGCAAUGACAUAACCUAGUUAUUGUCAAAAAACUGGAGUAAAUUUGAUUUCUUCGAAAACAUAAAUCGCAACUUGCGUUUGGGUUGCCGGCAUGUUGAAGUUUAACCGUGUAAGCCAGCUGCGAACGACGUACAAGCGCUGCUUGGCCGGACAGUCGCAGCUGCAGCUGAAUCCCACGGACGCAGAGCCGGCAUAUCCGGAGAUUCAGGAUACGUCCUUCAAGGCGCGCAAGCAGAAGGAUGCAGCCAACUGGCACGAGGAAAUCCGCCAGGUGCCCACCGUGGAGGAGAAGAUGAUCAAGAUCAAUAUACCUCGCUAUUAUGGCUUCAAGGUGGUCGACUUCAACGACUCGAAAAUCCCCUACAAUGCACUGCCGCUCACGCAACAUUAUACGCGCACAGUGCUGGAGGAUUUGCCAUCGAAAUCGGCGAAGACACAGGAUCCCGAGCAGAAGGAGCAGCCAAGCGAAGAUGCUCUUUUCACGGCGGCUCGCGGGGAUGUCAUCGAUGCCCUCGAAUUCGCCCACGACUACUACAAGCAUUUGGAAAAGCAACCCAACUCUGCCGAACAUAGCCCCGUUGAACGUGAGCGCAUCCUAACGCAGAUCAUUGUGGAACAGCUGAACAGAGCUCUGUUGCAGUCCCUCAGCGAGGAGUACAAGCACCUAGAUGAGGUCGAGGUCGACUACAAUCCGCGCCACGAAGCCUUCUGGGCCGUUGGCGGCGUAGAUCCACCCAAGAACGUGCAAAAAUCAAAGAAGGGUCGGGAGUGGCAGAAAGAGAUGGCCAACGAGAGCGUCGAUCGACUGGUUCAGUAUACGGGAGCACCAUACCUUGCCCUGCGCCAUCGCAAGCAAUUGUCGCCGUGGAAAACGGAAGCGGAAAGCGAAAACCACGAGCUAAGCAAACAAUUGCCCCGUUUCAAGCACGACCCGCGAACACUCGGCUACAGCACCAAGCAUCAGCACGCCACCAAUGUGCCAGGCUAUUGGCCCAGAGGAAAUGAGCACAACUUCGGUCUGCUCUCAUUUCAAUCGCGGGCACACCUUCAACUCCGCCCGAAAUCGUACGGUGAGCAGGACAUGCUAGAGGCUCUGCAUUCACUGGCGAUUAAAUCGUCAUACGCGUGGCUUUUGGCCCAGGCGAACUACAAUGGCUUCAACACUUACAACGAACUGACCUAUCCCAUGAACACUCAAACUGUGAUCACGAACGGCAGGGAAUGGAGCUUCUACGAGUACCAACUGAAUACGCUGCUGCUGCACGGCAACAACGUGGAUGGCAAUCCCCGUGUCAACUUCUGUCGCGGUACAAAGCCACUCCCGCUUUACGCUGAGAUUUCGGCGAGUGGAAAGUGUGUUGACUUUAACGAUAACGCACUGCGGCACCUGCUUAACUUCUAUGCUAACGUGCCAUCCAUUCAGCGCAGUAUUGGGGAGCAGCAGCCGUACGUUGCAUCCAACGUCUCCGGCUAUGAGAACGCCGAACAGCGUGAUUUUAUUAGCAAAACGUUCAAAUAUUUGGCAUCCAACCGACCGCGACACUUGGAGUUACCUGAAAUCUACCUGUGGGAGAAGCUAUACAAGAUUGAUAACAACAAUCGCGCCAUGGAGGCCAAGCGACGCUUCUUCGAGCUGGACAUCAAUCCUUGGCAACGAACGCUGGACACACAUGACAAGGAGUAUGUUCCCCGGGCACUUCGACCAGAUGUCCCUAAGAAUAAGAACAGGUUCAAGAAGACGUACUACCCGUAAUUAAAUGAAUAAACAUAAACACUUCCUAAGGUUAAACUUGUUAAAAA
Messenger RNA from Drosophila yakuba, 1819 nucleotides. RefSeq names its product 39S ribosomal protein S30, mitochondrial (gene mRpS30). The transcript has 2 exons. Gene Ontology annotation, biological process: translation. The record is from RefSeq and is a predicted model, not a curated record. Gene Ontology annotation, molecular function: structural constituent of ribosome. Gene Ontology annotation, cellular component: mitochondrial large ribosomal subunit; ribosome; mitochondrion. Lineage: Eukaryota; Metazoa; Arthropoda; Insecta; Diptera; Drosophilidae. The coding region runs from base 111 to 1772 and encodes 553 amino acids.